UAAGCUCUAACGACUGUAUUCUUUUGUUCAUAGCAGGAAAGCUGUGCGAUCGAAUGAUGACUAAGUCGGUGCUCGCAGUUCUCUUCCUGGUCGCCUGUCUGGCUGCCGGAACCGGCGAGCCUUCUCCGGUGACCGACAAGACGCUUCGACGGGUAGCUCACUCGCUGAAGAAGUACGUCGAGCCGCUGCCGAUGAUGCCUAGAAUCUAUGGCUAUUCCAUAAAGGAUGGCCGGCCAAUGUCCAUUGGCCUCACCAUUGGCAUGUUCGAGAAGAAAUGGAAAUUCCACAGAGACUUGCCGGCGACCACCGUCUUCAUCUACGGCACCAGCCGCGAGGCUGCCACGUUCCCAGGCCCGACCAUCGAGGCCAUCCAAGGGGUCCCGCUCAACGUGACCUGGGAGAACCACCUCCCGAAGAAGCACAUCCUCCCAUGGGACCCGACGAUUCCGGUUGCCAUCCCCAAGCACGGCGGCGUCCCCGCCGUCGUCCACCUCCACGGAGGCAUCCACGAACCGCAGGCUGAUGGCAGCGCCUUCGCAUGGUACACCGCUAAGUUUCGCGAGAAGGGACCGAAAUGGACGCAGACAAACUACAGUUACCCGAACGUACAGCACCCUGGCAACCUCUGGUACCACGACCACGCCCUCGGCCUCACCCGCGCCAACCUCCUCGCCGGCCUUAUCGGCAUCUAUAUCAUCCGCAACCCGUUUGUCGAGGCCCCCCUCGGCCUCCCCGCCGGCGACGAGUACGACCGCCAGCUCGUCCUUGACGACCGGAGCUUCUACAAGGACGGCUCCCUGUACAUGAACUACAGAGGCAACAACCCCACCGUCCACCCUCAGUGGCAGCCCGAGUACUUCGGGGAGGUCAUCGUCGUCAACGGGAAAGCCUGGCCGUACCUCGUCGUCCAGAGCCGCAAGUACCGCUUCCGCAUCCUGAACAGCAGCAACGCUCGUUACUUCCACCUCUCCUUGUCCGACGGUCUGCCCUUCACCGUGAUCGGCUCAGAUGUGACUUACCUCCGCAGGCCCGUUACCACGUCGAGCAUCCUCAUCGCGCCGGCCGAAAUCUACGACGUCGUCAUCGACUUCUCCGAGUCAGCAACUUCCACCGUCAGGCUAACCAAUAGCGCGCCGUACCCGUUCCCCGGUGGCGACCCCGUGAGCACCCAGAGCAGCAAGGUCAUGAAGUUUGUCAUAUCACCCGAGAAGACGAAGGACGUCUCUAAGAUUCCGGCGACCUUAAUGGCCAAUUACCCGGUGGCGAACGAAAACGAGGGGACGGCGAGGAGGUACAUCGUGUUGUACGAGUACCAGAGCGCGACCGGCGAGCCGACGCACCUGUACAUCAACGGUAAGAGGUUGGAGGACCCAGCGACAGAGACGCCGAAGUCGGGGAGCACCGAGGUGUGGGAGGUGAUCAACCUGACGGAGGACAACCAUCCGCUGCACCUGCAUCUGGCGACGUUUCAGGCGGUGAGGGUGAGGGAGCUGGUGGAUCUAGAGGCGUUCACGGCAUGCAUGAGGCGGAUGAACGACGCCAUCAAGUGCAACGUGAAGGCUCACGCAGUGGGGCAGCUGGAAGCCGCGCCGGAGCACGAGAAGACGUGGAAGAACAUAGCGAAGAUCAAGCCGGGCCACAUGACCACGAUAGUAGUGAAGUUUAAGCUCAUCGACGAGGACGCGCCCUACCCGUUUGAUGCAACGAAGCAGCCUGGCUACGUCUAUCAUUGCCACAUUCUCGAUCACGAGGACAAUGCAAUGAUUCGACCCCUCACACUGAGAAGUUGAGGAAAUACCGAGGGCAGAACGUUCUUCGUAGGAUUAACGCUGGUUUCUUAUCAUGAAUAGAGAUUAGAGGGACAUCGUCCGCAACUACUUGAAUUUUGUGUGUUGCGAUUGAUGUAAUUGUAGUUGUCGACGAGUACUUAGUGAUUGGUUUGUAAAACACUCUCUUAAAAAUAAUCAGGUCGUACACGAUUCAGAAGUA
Molecule: messenger RNA, 1989 nt
Organism: Musa acuminata subsp. malaccensis (wild Malaysian banana)
Lineage: Eukaryota; Viridiplantae; Streptophyta; Magnoliopsida; Zingiberales; Musaceae
Product: multicopper oxidase LPR1 homolog 1-like
Molecular function (GO): oxidoreductase activity; copper ion binding
Source: RefSeq, a predicted model, not a curated record